AUGGCUUCGACUUUUUCUAUGAACCAAAGUUUGUGUGACGAUGAUGACAGAUUGCCCCUCAGUGCAAGUGUCAUUUUGAAUAAUUCAGAAGGAAAUACAAAGACUAAUAAACAAAAUGAUGAGCCACUCUCAAAAUCAGGAAAAAUCAAAGAACAUCUUCUUCUUCAAGCCAGACAUUUGGAAAGUAAAAUCAACACUCUCGUAAGCCUUUUGGAAAAACGUCAGCUGACUGCCAAGGAAUUAAAAAAGGUCUUUGAUAACAUCAAAAGUGAACAAGACAAGCAGCGUCGAGAAUAUCUUCGAGUAAAAGAAGAAUUCCAGAUAAUUCGGACCAACAAUGAUGAGGCAUUUGACGAAGACAAAGAACUCGAAGGAUUUCUCUUUCAGUUGCAGAUGCGAUUUGACGAAUUGGAAGAUAAACAUAAACAUCUGCAAGAAAACCAGAAGGAACCUUUUCAGGAAAUUGCAGAUCAGGAAACUGAAACAGACACCUGUCCCAAAAUAGUUGCCAAUUUACAGAGAGCAUCUCUCUCUCUCUCUCUCUCUCUCUCUCUCUCUCUCUCUGAUGGGAAUAAUCUGAUUUCUGGUCACAAUGUUGGCCUCUUAGAAGAGAACCAGAAGACAAACACAAGAAAUGGAAAUCAGAGAGUUGCUUCAUCUCAUUCCAAGAAAUUGGAUCAAAAAACCAGUAGAAUUGUUAGAAGUUUGCCAGCACCACCAAAAGACUCAUGUGAAACAUCCAAUAAAAAGAGUGAUGAAGUGAGUAGCUCAACUAGUGUUCCAGACAGUGGCAUUUUUGAGGAAUUGAAUGGCAUGACUCAUCGCCAUCCUUCUGUGAGACUAGCAUCUUCAAGGGUAACACCAAUUUGUGACAUCUGCAGCAUGUCAGGUUGCAGCCACAACUAUGUUACUGAAGUUAAUUACACACCCCCAGCACAAAGAGGGACCAUCUCAGUACCAGCACCAACAUAUUCUGUUUAUAACAGCCAAAAUAUGUCUUUGGAACAAAGAAAUCAUUCCGACUACAGAAAUUAUCAGUUAGUGGAUGGUGAUUUGACGGAAUCUAUCAAUUUGGCUGAGAAGACGAUUGAAGACAUCAACCAUUUGACAAGGAAAAUGAUGAGGACCAUGCAUGAAGAGCUGAUCAAAUCAAAACGAAACUAUGACAUUUUUUAUCAUUUCUAA
Molecule: messenger RNA, 1185 nt
Organism: Acanthosepion pharaonis
Lineage: Eukaryota; Metazoa; Mollusca; Cephalopoda; Sepiida; Sepiidae
Source: the annotation of a GenBank genome assembly